This is a messenger RNA of Protopolystoma xenopodis, 339 nucleotides long. The record is from the annotation of a GenBank genome assembly. NCBI's taxonomy places the organism in Eukaryota, Metazoa, Platyhelminthes, Monogenea, Polystomatidea, Polystomatidae.
AUGGCGUCGAUUGCCGGACUACACUUUGGUCGGACGCCGGCCUGUUGCACAAUCUCGCCCUGCCUUGACACCGGCCACGUGGGAGCGUUGCCUCUGCCGCCUCCUCGGCCUGUCCGUCUGUCCGUCUGUCUGCGGGAUCGAUCGCAGUCUGGCGGUUCCGCCUCCAGCAGUUUGCAUCCUCUUGCUUUGCCCUUUGCUGCGGCCAUUGCCACAUCUCACUCGCGAUCGACCCACACACCACACCACAGCACAGCACGUCAUGUGGCCCAGCGUCUACGUCCUCACGUGGGCCGGGCCGGGCCGGGCUGGGCUGGGCUGGGCUGGGCUGGGCUGGGCUGA